Messenger RNA from Homarus americanus (American lobster), 4227 nucleotides. Its product is annotated as AH receptor-interacting protein-like. The record is from RefSeq and is a predicted model, not a curated record. Gene Ontology annotation, molecular function: protein binding; peptidyl-prolyl cis-trans isomerase activity. The coding region runs from base 229 to 1197 and encodes 322 amino acids. NCBI's taxonomy places the organism in Eukaryota, Metazoa, Arthropoda, Malacostraca, Decapoda, Nephropidae. The transcript is spliced from 6 exons.
ACGUUAAGAACCAAACAACCGAGCAAGUGAACCAAGUCAAAAUAUUAUCAUUGAUGAAGAAUGUAGAAUUUUCUCUGCAUCUACAAGAAAGAAGAGAUCCUCCAAGUAUUUUGAGAACGACUGAACCACAGCUAAACUUGAGAUAUUACGUCAGUUAUAUUGGCGGUGCUGGGAGGUGUUGGCUGUGAUUACUUGUGCUCCCAGAAACCAUCGACUGGUAACCUAAAUAUGGAUGACAGUCUCAUUAAAAAGGCUGUAUUGCAUCCUGGCCAAGGAACGAAUGACUACAGUGAUGGAACCAAGGUGACAUUCCAUAUCAAGACAGAAACAUGUGAAGAAUGUCCACAUUUGAUAGACAAUAGUCAUCAAUGGAAAGAACCAGUGGAACUGCUCCUUGGAAAGAAGUUCAAACUGGAAGUGUUAGAAGCAUGCAUUCGCACAAUGCUGCCUGGAGAGGUGGCAUCUUUUGCUGUUGAUAAGUCGUUACUUGCACCAUAUCCACUUGUUUCUAAAACCUUACGAGAAGCUUAUGGCAAAACCAAAGUUGACAAGGACAAGAAGCCUCAUCAUUGCUGUGGGAUGGGAUUUAAAGAAGGACUCGGUUAUCCAGACUUGGAUGAGCUAGUUAAAACACCUAAGAAUUUGAAAAUCACUCUUGAGUUAGUAAAGGUGGCAGGGGCAGGCUCAUAUGAAAAGGAGUUUUGGGCAAUGACUGAGAAUGAGCGAAUUGAGAGUAUUCCAGCCUUAAAGGAACAGGGUAAUGCCUUUUAUAAGGCUGGGGACCAUGAAGCUGCCAGUAAGAAAUAUUCUGAAGCUCUCGGCAGACUGGAACAGCUCAUGUUAAGAGAAAAACCUGGUGAUGAAGAAUGGGUGAAACUUAAUGAGAUGAAAAUGCCUCUUCUCCUGAACUUUUCUCAGUGUCAACUUUUACAAGGGGAAUAUUAUUCUGUCAUAGAGCACUGUACCACAGUGUUGGAGAAAGAUCCAGAUAAUGUGAAAGCGCUGUAUCGUCGUGGGCGAGCAUACGUUGAGGUCUUCAGUCCUGUUGAAGCUCGAAAAGACUUGGAAAAAGCUGUCAACCUGGACAACAGUGUUGCUCCUGGCUGUCGCAAGUUACUUACUCAUCUUGCAAAAAUGGAAUCAGAAAAGACUAUGCAGGAUAGGAAUGCAUACAGUAAACUGUUUAGCUCAUCUUAAUGUCUCCCUUUUUAAUAUAUUACUAUACACUACUUAUAUUUAAUACAAAUAUUGAUUACAGAUGCAUAGUCACAUACUGUAUCAAACUACUGUUUGGCAUAAAGUUAAAGAAGAUUGUAUUGAAUUGUAAAUAAUAUUCAUUCAGUAGAUUUUCUCAAAUCUUUGACUAUGAUAUGUAUAUGCAUUAGCCUGUAAAUAUAUACAAAUGCCUAUACUACAAUGCUUAUAUGUAAAUGAAAAUUUGAAUACUUUUCACAUUGAUGAACUUUAUCUUCUUUUUCUAUGGCAGUACUGUAUGAACAUCAAGGUAACAAAAUUCCAAUUGGCUGAAUUUCAUAAACCCAAAAUGGUACACAUUCACUUUUAAAAGGGAACUACUGUUGGCACACUUAUUUAAUGACAAGAGGGAAAAUAUGUAAAAAAAAAAAUUCCUUGUGAAGAAAAAUCCGUUUAAUUGAAACCCUACAUGAUUUAGGACUUAGGUUAAGGUCCAUUAAGGUAAAGGGCCACUCAGUUUUAGGGCUUAUAUCUACGUCCUUGAAAUGUUUUAAAUUCUUGCUCUUCUCUGUGGGCCCUAAAACAAUAAAUAAACAUGUUGAAAUGUCUGGCAUCCACACCCGCACAUAUUCACCACUCUAGACAGGCAUAUGUCCACCUCCCCCUUUCCUCCACCCCCCUCCUCCCUACAGGGUAAGCCUGCUGAUGCUGAACCUGUCCUGAACUCUUCCUUGGCAAGCCCUGUGUCUCUUCCCAGCCCUGCCACACUGCUGCCUGCCUCUCACCACACACGUUGACCAUGCCACCCCACAGGACAUCUACAAACACGCGCCCUUGCUCGCUGCAGACAAGGAUGAGGCCGUGGUUGCCGCCCUGGUGCCAGAGUGCCUGAUGAAGACUGGCAGUGGAUUAGCGGUGAUACUUUUGUGCCUUCUCUCCAUUCCUCUGAAAACACUGCUUCAGGAGUACAGACUGACUUGGUGAAUAAUGACAGCAGGGAAGUAAGUUUUUUCCUGCUUUUCUUUACUCUCGACGUUGUUCAAUACCUAGCAGACCAGACUAACAUGUUCUAUGUAUUUUUUUUGGCUGGCAUGGUGCUGUUGUCCCACUCACAUCAACUCCAGGGAACAUCAUUGGAUAUUUUUUAAAUGUACUCAUUCCUGGCUUUGGUGAUGUUAAUGGGGCUAUUGAAAAAGCUGUUUUUUUUUUUUUCUAAAAACCAUUUUUGUGAUAAAGGCCAGAAUGCGACAUCUAGCUUUGUACCUGCAUGUGUAUAUGCCUUGCAUUAACUCGCUAAGCCAACAUACAGGCAAUUAAAACGUCUAAUAAUUACUAAAGUACAUAAUAUUAGGAGGACACGUCGCUACCUGGCAUUUAAUUGCAAUUCUCAAAACCCCUUCCUGCACCCGCUAGCACACGCAUCACUGUCGUCAUCUUUUGCCCAAGAGCGAACAGUAAACAAAUGUCAACUCUCGAGGGGUGGAGAUGGGUGGUAUGUCGAGGUCGCAUUCUGGCAUUUAUCUCAAAAACUGGUUUUUUUUAGAAAAAUAACGUCUUUUUGUUCAAUCCAGAAUGCGACGUCUAGCUUUGAUUACCCUGGCAGGAGGCGGGCAGGGAGGUGACACUGCAUAUAAGGCUUCAUUAGCUUAGGUCCAGAUAAUAAUUAUAAACCUGUUGGGAAUAUUUUCCUUAAUAGGAAACAUUUACCGGAAGGUAAAAUUUUAAGGUACAUAUCCCAUGUCAGGAUUCUCACUUUAUUCUGGUGAGGAAGAAGAAAUUCCUGGUUGUGGAGAUGGCCUAGGUGGAGGAUUGGACCCCAGUACUACCACAUGUGGAGCAUCUUUAAGAGAAAGAUGAAGAAAGCUGUUUUGAAAGGUUUUUGAAUAUUUCUAAAAGCCCACUUCUUUGAUCUGACCAAGGCUCAUAUUACGCAGGAGGGCCAUAGACCCUUCAUAUUUCCUGGUGUCAUGUGCCAAAAAUAUCUUGCCAGGGUCUGCUUGACACACUAACUGAGAUAAAUAUUUUGUCAUUUGAUAGGAGACAAUUUCUUAGGAGACAAUUUCUUAACAUCCUGUGAUGAGAAUACAAUGGGGUUUCGAUUAUGGAAUCUGGUUAACCACUCUUGAAGGUUCUUAACUGGGCACAACAUAUGAGGAACCCUUGUCUCAUCCAUUAGCCAUUUUAUCCGGAUAGGUUGAGCUUGAAAAUCCUCCCUUUCAUUUUUUUCUUAGAAUCUCCAUAGGAAAUAGAGUGACAUCUUCCUCAGAAAAUACCAAUAAUGAUGGAUUCUUGGAAAUUGAAACCAGCUCACUGAAUCUCAUACCUGUUGCUAUUGGUAGAAGGAAGGCUGCCUUCUGGAGCAAUCUGUCCCGGGUCGGAUUUAUAUUGUAGUUAGGCCCCCAUACGAAAGUUAGUAACUUUAUCUAGUGACCAAGGUGGGAUUCUCUUAGGCCGAGGGGGUCUCUGAAUGAAAAAGGACGAUCUGAGUAUUUGAUAAAUUCUGGGGUUCAAAGUAAUGUUAAAAUCCCAUGCCAGAGGAUCAAGCAAUGUUGAUAUAUAAGAUGCAAUUGUAGAGCAUUGAAGGCUUUUAACUCUGAACAGAAAAUCCAAAAAUUCUAACACCACUGUCUCCGACAAUGUGUCUGGAGCAGUUAACCCUUUCACCGCGUGGCUCGACUUUAUUCACAUUUUUAUGCUUGUCCUUCACCGUGUAAAUCGACUUUAGUCCACGUUCGGAAAAAAAAAUUAUGUUAACGUGCAACUCGACUACAGUCCUUCAGGGUUUGAAUUACAUGCCAGCCCAGUAGAUACUGUCACUUAGCGGCGACUGGGACAAGCUGAAGCUCCCGCCAUCAACAUACGAAGAGCCAACAUUGCUGCUCGUGUUUUUCACCCAGUUUCCCCAUUUUUAUGACUAAUAACUGUUUACAGUAUAUUAUAUAUAUAUAAUGUUAGUAUUUACUCUAUAGAUUCAAUACUAGCACUUGGAGUGUGAUAAUCAUUAAAUUAGAAGAGAAAUGAAAAAGGUAAUUU